Molecule: messenger RNA, 2640 nt
Organism: Cydia fagiglandana
Lineage: Eukaryota; Metazoa; Arthropoda; Insecta; Lepidoptera; Tortricidae
Product: transmembrane protein 135-like
Exons: 10
Coding region: 256-1437 (393 amino acids)
Source: RefSeq, a predicted model, not a curated record
CAACGAUGCGCGCCGCGUGCGCGGUGAUGUCGAAAAAUGUAAAAAAUAAAAUAUGCUUGCAUAAUUUAGUGAAGUUUGGUUAUGGUAAUUGUGUGUUUGCAUUUAUUUAAUUAACCGUGAGGUGAUACGGUCUCGAAUUGUAUUCUUAGAUUUAUUAUUGUGGUUCAGCGCAAACUGUGAAUUGACUAACAAAGGCCCCUUAUUAAGAUUUUUGUGAUAUUAUGACUAUGAAAAUAUAGAACACAAGAGAACAAAAUGGUGGAAAUAAGCAAACCGUUAUUCGCGCAGGCGUGCCAGAAUUUGGACUGCCAUGUUCUACUCCAUCCCUGGCAUGAGAGUUGUAUAAAAUCUAUGCCUCAUACAUACAUCCAUUCAUUCAUAGGAAGCGCCAAAUUUUACUCAAUAAUUUAUGUAGCACAAAUUCUAAUGAGAGGGAAACAACUGAAGAAAAAAGAGGAAUGGCUCAAAAUGGGGGAGUAUUACGCCAGGUCCGCGAUCCUUGGGGGUACUAUCUGCGCUACUUGUUGCACUUUAGGUUGUAUUUUGAGGAGAAUGUUGGGCAAUAAAUUCUACUAUUAUUCGCUUUUUCUUAUACCUAGUACAAUAAAUGGUAUAUUUAUAUACGUGGAACCACCAAGCAGAAGAGGUCUGAUAAUUAAUUUAUUUACAAGCUUGAUGUUAGAAUAUUGGAUCACGACUAUGGAGAGAGCUGGCUACUUAUCAAUGACUAAAACGAAACAAACAAUCAUGUUUAUGCUUGGCAGCGCGGUCCUUUUCUAUCUAAUGCGUUUGGAGGGUGAUAAAAAGGAACGGACGCCACUUUUAUGGUUAUUUACGCCGGAAAAAGUCAAACGGAAAACAAACGAUGAUGAAAACCCCUGCCCACACAAAGGGCCGUGUUUGCGGCAUAUCUUAAAGGGUGCUGCCACGUACUUCAGUGUAGGAUCAGCUUUUACCCUCGCGAGGGUCAUCCUGCCUAAGAUCGGAUCCCCCGCCAGAGCCUUCGCUUCAGUUCAGCGCAAGCAUUUCAAAAUGGGUCUUUUCUUCGGUUCAUAUAUCGGUAUUUACAGAGCUGUUAUAUGCUACCUGUGUCGUAAACGAGGCGCUGACUCGGCGUUGCAUGCGCUGCCGGCAGGGUACCUUGCUGGAUUAUCGUUCCUAUUCAGUCCCACCUUGGGGUUUGCGACCGCAUCAGUCACAGCGGCAUUGAGACUGUAUUCAACAAUUCUCUACGAGAAAAAAAUACUGCCGAGCAACAUCCCCCUAGCAGAGCUGAUGUACUGCCUCUGUCAGGGAACCCUGUUCCACGCCCGAUUCAUGCAUCCGGAGACUGUCCCCAAAUACAUGUUCAAGCUCACGGAUGGUGUUAGCCAUGGAAGAACUGCAUUACUAUCGGACAAUCUUCAAGCAGUGGCCAAAAUGGCAUUAUCGUUAUAAUGACGGCAACGAUUUGAAGAAAUAUGGUGGUCUAAUCUAAAUAUAAUCAAGAACGAUGGGUGAUGGUUAAGUGGACAUUGGUGGACAUGGGGAUUAUUUAAACUGGAUAAGUGCAAUAAAUGAAUAUAAGGGAUGUACCUAUAAGUGAUUUCUUGAUAUUUGCAAGCAAAUCCAUUUUAAAUAUUUGUGACGUCACUUUACAAAAUGUGGCCAUAUAAAACACUCAAAGAUUCUAGGAUAGGGUCUGUGCGGAAAGAGAAGAGUCGUAGAAUGUACGGACUCCCCUACAUUUCACGACUUUCCGCAUCAUUAAAAAGUUUCCUAAAUCCGUUUUAACACUAAUAAAUAACUGUUUCUGAGUAGCUUCUCCAGCACUUCAGUCUGUGUGUGAUUUUAAAUGACAGUGAUACCGAAAUCAACUUUAUUUGAGUAAUGGCUCUGAAGUCAUUUUGUCCAUUUUUUUAUUGGAUCACAAGAUAAUUUGGUAGUCUAUAAUAUUCGUAUAACACUUAGUCGUAUGAGAUUCUUAGCGACUUUCGCAUAGAUUGUCACUGUGACUAUGACUAGGUACGAAAUGGUACCUAAUUGCUAUUGUCUAUGCAAUUUAAAAAGUUAUUUGUACAAAGUUUUUACAAAAGAAUAUGCGGUUCUGCAUUGUAUAAAUAUAGUUUAUACGUUUGUAAAUACUUAGUUAAAUCAAAAUUUACAUUAAUAUAUUUUUAAGUGACAAAGUGACUUCAUAGUGUAGGUACUUCGGAAACUUUUGGCCAAAAGGAAGAAGAAAUUUGACUAUAAAAAUCUACAAAAAAAUUAUUUACUCCUGUAAACUUAAAUUUUACAAAUAUUUUAUUAAUUCAUGUGUUUGCUGCUGUCUUCGAAAAAAUAUUGUGUACAACGGUACAUUAACUAAGUCUUAUAAUUCGCGGGCCUGUUUUAGCAAUCUUCGACUGCGUCUUGUUUAGCCUUUGAAUUUUAAGUUCGAACCUUUUUUAUUUAAGUACCUGUUGCACAAAAUGCUAUAGAAAUAUUUUUUUCUUUGAUUAACAUGGUACCGUAGCAAUAGUAUUAUUUAUUAUUGAAUAUUAAACUGUGGCCAUGUAGCUAUGCAAACAUAGAAAGGAUAAUUUGAUUUGUGUAUGGUAGGAUUGGUAAGUAAUAGGUUCAAACUAUAAGAGAUGACUGAAAUAAAUUAAAAUGUAAUUG